Seriola aureovittata is the source of this 1108-nucleotide messenger RNA. RefSeq names its product phosphatidylinositol glycan anchor biosynthesis, class P (gene pigp). The record is from RefSeq and is a predicted model, not a curated record. Bases 404 to 790 code for a protein of 128 amino acids. Gene Ontology annotation, biological process: GPI anchor biosynthetic process. Gene Ontology annotation, molecular function: phosphatidylinositol N-acetylglucosaminyltransferase activity. Lineage: Eukaryota; Metazoa; Chordata; Actinopteri; Carangiformes; Carangidae. The transcript is spliced from 4 exons.
UUAUCACAUUGGACAACAUGUAGGCAAGAUAAUUGAUCGACGAUCAUGUAUGUUUAAGAUGCUGAGGAUGUUUGACAGAAAAUGUGUUAAAGACAGGAAGCACUCUGGAUUUUGGUAGACAUGUUGAUUUUAUCCUCUUUUUUUGGUGUAGGCACAGUCAGCUUUGAUCACGUUUUGGAUAAACACGUCGUGUCGCAUAUUUGGAGGAGAUCUUCGUAAUAUCCAAAGUUCAGUUUAGGUUAGUUGACUGGAAACCAUCUGGUGACUAUUUAAUGGGAGGCUUUAAUAAUAGCUAAUAGCUGGGUGAACCAAACCUAGCCAUAUUUAUAAGUUAAUAACUGGGUCUGAAGUUUAUAUAUUAUUCGAGUCUUUACGCUUCCUCACGUCUGUGAGAUUUCAGAUCAUGGUGGAAAACUCUCCCUCUCCUCUGCCGGAGAGGGCCAUUUAUGGGUUUGUUCUUUUCCUUGGCUCGCAGUUUGGUUUCUUCCUGUAUUGCCUGUGGGCUUUCAUACCAGAGGAGUGGCUUCAUUCAAUGGGGCUCACUUAUUGGCCUCAAAAAUAUUGGGCUCUUGCGGUGCCAAUCUAUCUGCUGGUUGCACUAACGAUCACUGUGCUGUUGCUGUUCGGAGUGAACAUGACCAACACGGCUCCCCUCGACUCUGUGGACAACAUCACAGAUGUGUACGCUCAAGGCCAGAAGACUGAAGGCUACCGCAUUGGGGGAAUACCAAGACUGAAAGAUGUCUCCAUUAGUGAAGUCAACAAAAUGUUCUACUUGUCGCCGAAAUGAUAACAAACAGAAACUGAUUUUGGCAGGAGGCAGAGCAGAAGUGAAGGUGCUGGGGAUUUAUGGUAGUGUCAUUGUUCAUUCCUUGUUUAUAAAAUGAUUAUUUAGUUAUUUAUUUAUCCAGAGUAUUGCAACAUGGGGCAAAGGUUUACUGAAUGAACUGACUUUUUCUGAUGCAUUACACUUCUGUACUGGGUCAAAUUAUGUUCUGUGUGUGUGUGUUAAUAAUAGUGGUACACAGAAUGUGAUGUAACACUAUAUCAUGGUUGUCAGAGUCAGAAAGGCAUAUGAUUAUUUUCAAUAAAUUUGACUUUUUAUAUA